AAAAUGCGUUCAAUAGUUGUAUCGGUUUUGUUGCUAACAUUCAUUGCUUUGGUUUUGUCUGACAAUGAUUUGGAUUAUUCAAAGACAUUGAAAAAAGUCUAUGACUUUGAAGAGGGUCAUAUGAUUGCCAAUAGGACUGGUAUUAAAUCCAAUGACUGUUAUAUAUGUUCGUCUCCCUGUUCAAUGAUCUACUGUUGCAGUGGUCCCUAUCCUCAGUGUUGUCUAAUUGGUGGCAAAUGUUAUUGUUGUAGUCCUGGUCGUACAUUAAUAUCAUCAUCAUCUGAUGGUCAAACCAGAUCGGCUAAAAAAAUUGUGUUACAUUCAGACUAUGGCGGAUCAAGUCUGGUAAUUGUCAACGAUAUAGCACUGGUAGAAUUGGACAAACCGUUUACAUUGGACAAAUCAAUUCGGCCAAUUAAAUUGAACGAUGGCAACCGGGGUCCUAUACGACCUGAUACCUGGUCAGUGAUUACCGGUUGGGGUUAUCUGACGCCUGUGUCGGCUGAACCAUCUGAACAGUUACAACAGCUGGACGUCAGGACUACUAGUUUGGAUAAAUGCAAACAUAUUUAUCCAAAUCUGAAACUAUCCGAUAAUAAUCUGUGCACAACUAGUAGUGGCAGAACCGGUUCAUGUCGUGGUGAUUCAGGCGGUCCAUUGGUGCUUAGUGGCCAGCAAAUAGGUGUGCUAUCUACCGGUCCCCGUCCCUGCGGUAACGGUAAUCCUGAUAUCUAUAUGAAUGUUGCCGUCUAUCGCAAAUGGAUCAAAAAUAUUUCAGGUGUAUAA
Messenger RNA from Oppia nitens, 786 nucleotides. RefSeq names its product chymotrypsin-2-like. The record is from RefSeq and is a predicted model, not a curated record. Gene Ontology annotation, molecular function: serine-type endopeptidase activity. Lineage: Eukaryota; Metazoa; Arthropoda; Arachnida; Sarcoptiformes; Oppiidae. The transcript is spliced from 5 exons. Bases 4 to 786 code for a protein of 260 amino acids. Gene Ontology annotation, biological process: proteolysis.